CCCAAGCAAGUUUUUCUUCGAUGUUUUUAUUUAUUACAUUUGUAGUUCGGCCGUCGGUACAGGUUGCGUUCAGUGCGCAGCGGCACAGGGAGGUCGAAUCUCACCCCGCCUUUAGAAUAACUAUCUACCGAGGAUAUUCGGAAGAGACAGACAAAACAAUCGUCGUGGGCGACCACCCAUUCAACGAUUGUCGGUACGUUUCUACGGAUGGACUAUUUCGCGGACUGUUAUAUGUGCGGACGAUAAAAGUGUUUCGGGUGGUUAAAUGAUGAUGAUGGACAAUACCACAAUCGAUUCAGCCAGUGACGCUUCAUCAGGUUCGCCAGCUGUAGCAAUUAAAACGUCACCAUCACCUCCGACCAACAAUAACAAUAUCCCUAAUCAUCACCAUCAUUUGCACAGUCCUAGACAAGCGAGUCCUUUAGGCCCACCAAUGUCCAUGGCCCACCCUCUGAGUCCACCGCCGGUAUCCAGCGCUUCUUUGGCUAGAAGCAUGGCCUUGGGACAUCUACCACCGCCCGGCUUGGGACUGCUGAACUCUUUGGGAGUUUUGCACAAUCCUUUAGACCUUAUGGCCCACCAUGGACCACCGAGGUCCUACAACUCACCACCCCCUAUCAGCACGUCGGAUCCUACAGCCAACGAAUGCAAAUUGGUCGAUUAUCGCGGACAAAAAGUGGCUGCUUUUAUUAUUGCAGGCGACACGAUGCUGUGUCUGCCUCAAGCAUUCGAACUUUUCCUCAAACAUCUUGUUGGUGGUUUGCACACGGUUUAUACGAAACUGAAGAGACUCGAUAUUGUACCGUUGGUUUGUAACGUGGAGCAAGUGAGAAUUUUGAGAGGUUUGGGCGCUAUACAGCCCGGUGUCAACCGAUGUAAGCUGUUGUCUUGCAAAGACUUCGACACCUUGUACAAAGACUGCACCACUGCCAGUUCCAGACCCGGCCGACCGCCAAAACGAGCUCCCGUGGGAUUAAGUCUGGCCGCGUCGCACUUGCAACACCAACAAAUGAAGAAACAACGCAUGGACAACGGCGAUUAUCCCUACGAAAACGGACAUAUGGGCGAUAUGGCACGACUAGAAAAAUCCCCACUACUGGCCAACGGCUACAAUCAUCCGCCGCACUUGAGCCACAUGCAAUUCAUGCAGCUACCGCAUCCGGCCGCUGCGCAUUCGGCCCUUUUGUCGCCCGCGAUGCCGCACAAUUUGAGUCGACACGACGGGUCGAUCAUCAAAAAUCAGGGCAUGCCCGCCAUGGAGGCGAUUGCAAGGUCAGGGAUAUGGGAAAAUUGUCGAGCAGCUUACGAAGAUAUUGUCAAACAUCUCGAAAGGUUACGAGAAGAACGCGGCGAUCCAGACCGACCAUUACCUAUGGAACAAAAACCCAGAGAUCUCAGCAGUCCCAGGAACGGUUCACCAACGACCGAUCACAGUCCAGUCUUAAACUUGUCCAAAAGCGGAGGCGGUAGUGCAGGUUCGCUGGGUGACAACGACCAUUCGGGUAGCGAAGCUGACGGUCCUGACGUACCACCGUCGCCCAGAUCGCCGAGGUCUGCAGUCGAAGACGACGACGACAAUAUUUCGGAACCUGAAGACGAAGACGAAAAGGAUCAAGAUCUGGACGAUGGCGAUCUUCCUCUACCCUCAAUGCCAGGAGUCGACCACCACCAGCAAGCCGCACUGAACUACUCCACUCUGGCAAGCUCAGUGAAUCCCGAUCCCGGUGUUUCGUCGACUGAAACCCUCCUCAGAAAUAUCCAGGGACUCCUCAAGGUGGCGGCCGACAACGCGCGCCAGCAAGAACGACAAAUCAACUACGAAAAAGCCGAACUAAAAAUGGACAUGCUAAGACAACGCGACGAGAAGGACAAUUUGGAGAGGCAGUUGCAGGAAGAGCAAAAAUUGCGAGGAAUGUCUUAUAUAGAAGUGGAAUGCCUCAUCCCCGAUCGCAUAACUUACCCUUUGCGAAAUAAAUUUUAA
Ceutorhynchus assimilis (cabbage seed weevil) is the source of this 1981-nucleotide messenger RNA. The record is from the annotation of a GenBank genome assembly. NCBI's taxonomy places the organism in Eukaryota, Metazoa, Arthropoda, Insecta, Coleoptera, Curculionidae.